AUGGUGGAGGACUUAGCAGCCUCCUAUAUUGCUCUGAAAUUGGAGAAUGAAAUUCUCCAGGCCCAAGUGCAGAGGCUGAUGGAAGAAAAUGCUACCCUGCAGGCCCAGAUCCCAGAGCUCCAGAAGCCUCAAGCAGCCAAGGAGGAUGAGUCACUCCAGAAGCCCCCAGAGGCCCAGGAGACCUCCAAACCCUCAGAGCCUCUGGAUCCCCCAGCAGCCUGGGACCCCCCAAGUGCCCCAGUGUUUGAGGAGCCUCGGAAGCCCAAAGAGUCCCUGGAGCUCCCAUCCUGGGGGACCACAGCUGACCAGGAGCCCCAGGUGACUCUAGUGGCCCAAGAGACCCAGAAGCCCUUGACGGCCCCAGCAGCCUCAGAGCUCUUGGAACCCCCAACAACCCAGGAACCCCAGGCACUUCCAAUUGCCCACAAGCCCCCAGAAGUCAAGGAGGCCCAAGAGCCCCCUGAAACCAAAGCUGCCCCAGGGGCCCAGGAAGCCCAGAAUUCAGAGCUCCAGAAUCCUGCAAAUGCCCAGGAUCCGCAGGAAACAUCAGAAUGCCAAGAGACGUCAACACACCUGGAGCCCCUGGAGCUUCAGGCUCCCCGGGAGCCCCUGGAUCUUUCAGAUGCCCAGGAGUUCCUAGAGCUCUCAGCACCCCAGGACUCCCUGGAGGGCCUAAGAGCUGUUGAGACAUCAGCCGCUUCAGCGUUCCCACAGUCCCCCAGUGGGUUAGAGGCUGAAGCUUUCCCCUUAGAAUACCCUUUAGCCUUCAACGGGAAUGCCCAGAAGCUUCCUGAGUUCCUGGUUCAACUGAAUAGUUACAUGAGAGUCAGAGGGCACCUGUAUCCCACUGAAGCAGCCUUAGUGAGCUUUGUUGGUAACCGUUUCUCAGGUGAGGCAGGAAGGUGGUUCCAGCCCCUAGUUGAUAUCCAAAGCCCCCUGCUGGAGCAAUUUGAGAGUUUCAUACAAGUGCUCCAGGAUACUUUUGACAAUCCAGAAAAUGUGGAAGAUGCCAACCACCGCAUCCGCCAGCUUUGUCAAGGGGAGGACCCUGUCCACCUGUAUGCAACCCACUUUCACCUCAUUGCUCAAGAGCUAAACUGGGAUGAAAGUACUCUUUGCAUGCAAUUCCAGGAAGGGCUUGCUAGUUCUAUCCGAGAUGAACUGUCUCACACAAGCCCAGCCACCAAUUUAUCCGAUCUGAUCACUCAGUGCCUCAGCCUAGAAGAGAAACUAAGUGGUAAGCCUGAUCCAAAUCCACAAGGGGCAAGUCCCUCAGAGAAGAGAGCUGAGCCUGUGAGUCCACCAGCUGAAAACCGGCCUGUGCAGGCUGCAAGCAAUCGCCCUCACCUCAGUGAAGCUGAACGGGCCCGCCGCCUUGAAGGCCACUUAUGCCUCUACUGUGCUCAUCCCGGUCAUUUUGCCAGAGAUUGCCCUGUCAAGCCUCAUCGUGCUCAGCAGGCGGGAAACAUCCAGGCCCGGCGGUAA
This is a messenger RNA of Molossus molossus (Pallas's mastiff bat), 1485 nucleotides long. It is a transcript of the gene RTL3, whose product is annotated as retrotransposon Gag like 3. Gene Ontology annotation, molecular function: nucleic acid binding; zinc ion binding. Lineage: Eukaryota; Metazoa; Chordata; Mammalia; Chiroptera; Molossidae. The record is from RefSeq and is a predicted model, not a curated record. The coding region runs from base 1 to 1485 and encodes 494 amino acids. The transcript has 2 exons.